AUGCCAAUCUCAUACUCAAUGACAAUCCUUGUACUGGACAAUCUUGUAUUUGCACUGGAGCGCCACUAUACCAAUGACAAUGAAAUGGUUCGACUAUACAGUGACAUGCACACAGGUAAAUGGUGGUGGAAUACUCAGAAAAAGCUUGACAAGCAGCAGCCAGGUGCAACCAUCAUACCUGUCAUCAUCUCGACUGACAAAACUCAAGUGACUAUGUUCCGCAAUAAAACUGCAUACCCUGUAUAUCUCACCAUUGGCAAUAUUCCAAAGGAUAUUCAUCACAAACCGUCUCGGCAUGCUCAUGUUCUCCUCGCCUAUCUUCCCACCACUCGUCUCAAACAUAUUACCAAUAAAGCAUUAUGUCAUCAAAGUGUGGUGAAUCUAUAUCAUGCAUGCAUGGCACGUGUAUUAUUGCCACUAGAAAAAGCUGGUCUUGAUGGCUUGGCAAUGUGUAGCGGUGAUGGUAUUUUGCACCACUGUCAUCCACUAUUUGCUUGUUUCAUUGAUGAUUACCCCGAGCAAGCACUUGCUACUGCAGUCAAAACUAUGGAAUGCCCUAAAUGUGAUAUCCCACCCAACAAACUGGAGAGUAGCACAGCACCCUUUGAAAUAUGUGACCUUCAUGCUGUUCUUGAUGCACUCGCUACCAUUGAUGUUGGAGACCUCGAAUUCGUCCAGGCAUCUAAUAUAUUCCAAGCUGUCAUGCCCAACAUUCUCCAUCAGUUGUAUCAAGCACAGGCAUGCGGACCGAACAAGAUUGAUGCGAGAUGCCGAAGAUUACCCCCCAACCACCAUAUCCGCCUGUUCAUGAAGGGCAUCACAGGCCUCUCUUGUAUUAGUGGUACCGAGCAUGCUCAAAUCUGUUGCUUUCUCCUUGUCCGUGGUCUCCUGGACUUCCUUUAUUUAGUGCAGUAUCCGUGCCAUAGCUCAGAGACACUAUCGCUCCUUGACGAAGCUCUCGUCCUAUUCCACGACAACAAAGAAAUAUUCAUCGACCUUGGUAUCCGGAACCAUUUCAAUCUCCCUAAACUUCAUGCCACUUCUAAAGAUGCCUACCGUGCAACAAAUUGCAAGGACGAGUUUAUGCAAAUGACUCGGUGGCUCGAACGCAAAGAGAAGAUCAUGUGCCAUGCAAAAUUUAUUCAUUGGCGACUUCACAACAAUGUUCCACACCAUCCAAGUCCUCGACCAGCAAGUCUAUCAUUUGACCAAACACAAACUUUGGCCAAGCAUCCAAGUGCCAAAGCUGUAUCUUUUCGUACUUUAAUCUCAGAUUAUGGUGCCACAUACUUUCGCGAGGCUCUCGCUUGCCACAUUGUACAACAAAAUCACUUAGACAAAUCACUUUCUCACAGUUGUCUCAAAGCCCUUACUGCAAAUGUACACCUACCAUUCCAUUUGGUUGCUGUGUACCACAAGAUCAAAUGGCUAUCUGUUGAUACUCGCGGCCACGGUGACCCACUCGCUACAGUGGAUAGUCACUCACCAAAAAAUGAUGCUCUACCUGCGCGUUUUGACAUGGCGCUUAUAAAUAAUGGUACUGGACAGUCUGUGGGUGUCGAAGGUUACCGGGUUGGUCAAAUUCAGGCAAUUUUCUCCAUUCGAGAGAGAGAUGCGCAGUUCCUAUUUCCUCCAAUGUAUCAACCUCCAAAACACCUCGCUUACAUCGAGUGGUUCAAGCUGUUUCCUUUGACACCAGAUUCAAGACAUGGCAUGUACAAAAUCACUCGUUCAGUCUGUUCAGUCCACAGUAUACACCUUAUUCCAAAGUUUGGACCAGUCGUGCCUCAUCACUGGACGAGCAACAACAUUCUUGAGGAAUGUGAUGCAUUUUUUGUUAAUUGUUACAUAGACAGGCAUAGUUUUGUGACUCUUAGGUAG
Suillus plorans is the source of this 1881-nucleotide messenger RNA. RefSeq lists its product as uncharacterized. The coding region runs from base 1 to 1881 and encodes 626 amino acids. The record is from RefSeq and is a predicted model, not a curated record. The transcript has 10 exons. NCBI's taxonomy places the organism in Eukaryota, Fungi, Basidiomycota, Agaricomycetes, Boletales, Suillaceae.